This is a messenger RNA of Cornus florida, 1926 nucleotides long. RefSeq names its product DEAD-box ATP-dependent RNA helicase 15-like. NCBI's taxonomy places the organism in Eukaryota, Viridiplantae, Streptophyta, Magnoliopsida, Cornales, Cornaceae. Gene Ontology annotation, molecular function: RNA binding; ATP binding; RNA helicase activity. The record is from RefSeq and is a predicted model, not a curated record. The coding region runs from base 161 to 1447 and encodes 428 amino acids. The transcript is spliced from 12 exons.
UCUCCCAAUCGCAAAACCCUAUCACUCUCUCUCUCUCUCUCUCUCUAGCUGAGGUCUCCUCUCUCGCAUACUACUUUUUGUUUCGAUUUAUUUCCUAACAUUUUUCUCUGCAGACGCUUCAAACCCUAACCCUAAUCACCCCUUCUCACAGAUCCGAAGAAUGGGCGAAACAAAGGACACCGAUGGUUACGAGGAAGAGCUUCUCGACUACGAGGAGGAAGAUGAAAAAGCACCCGACUCCGUCACCGCCAAAGUCAACGGCGAAUCCGUUAAAAAGGGCUAUGUUGGAAUUCACAGUUCUGGAUUCAGAGAUUUCCUUCUAAAGCCGGAGCUUCUGCGUGCUAUUGUGGAUUCGGGAUUUGAGCAUCCUUCCGAAGUGCAACAUGAAUGUAUCCCUCAAGCUAUCUUGGGAAUGGAUGUCAUUUGCCAAGCGAAAUCUGGGAUGGGUAAAACUGCUGUUUUUGUCCUGUCCACAUUGCAGCAAAUUGAGCCUAAUGCAGGUCAAGUUGCUGCACUUGUUUUGUGUCAUACAAGGGAAUUGGCUUAUCAGAUCUGUCACGAGUUUGAGAGGUUCAGCACUUAUUUGCCUGAUAUCAAGGUUGCUGUUUACUAUGGUGGUGUCAAUAUCAAAAUUCACAAGGACCUACUGAAGAAUGAAUGUCCUCAUAUUGUUGUUGGAACACCUGGAAGGAUCCUUGCACUUGCAAGGGAUAAGGACCUUGCUUUAAGAAACGUGAGGCAUUUUAUACUUGAUGAAUGCGACAAGAUGCUUGAGUCACUUGACAUGAGGAGAGAUGUGCAGGAAAUUUUCAAGAUGACUCCUCAUGAUAAGCAAGUUAUGAUGUUUUCGGCAACACUCAGCAAGGAGAUCCGCCCUGUUUGCAAGAAAUUCAUGCAAGAUCCAAUGGAAAUUUAUGUGGAUGAUGAGGCAAAGUUGACCCUUCAUGGGCUUGUGCAGCACUACAUCAAAUUGAGUGAGCUGGAGAAAAACCGCAAAUUGAACGACCUCCUCGACGCAUUGGACUUCAAUCAAGUUGUUAUCUUUGUCAAAAGUGUGAACAGAGCAGCUGAGCUGAACAAACUACUUGUCGAGUGUAAUUUUCCAUCUAUCUGCAUCCACUCUGGCAUGUCCCAGGAAGAAAGGUUGACACGCUACAAGGGUUUCAAGGAAGGUCAUAAGAGGAUACUUGUUGCAACAGAUUUGGUUGGCAGGGGAAUUGACAUUGAACGCGUCAACAUUGUCAUCAACUAUGACAUGCCAGAUUCCGCAGAUACUUACUUGCACAGGGUGGGUAGAGCUGGUAGGUUCGGCACCAAAGGACUUGCAAUCACAUUUGUAUCUUCUGCCUCUGACUCUGAUGUUCUUAAUCAGGUUCAGGAGAGGUUUGAGGUGGAUAUAAAGGAGCUCCCUGAGCAGAUUGAUACCUCUACAUAUAUGCCAUCAUAGUGAAGGUCAGUGACACAAGCAUCAAUGCAUGACUUUGUGAAGCAGGACCAGCAGCCAUGAAAUUUUUUGUUGGUCGCUCUAGUGCUGAAUCGUUGAAGGGAGAGAUUACUUUAUGCUUUACACUGUUUUUUAUUACUGUACUUUUAAUCUUCACUUUUUUUUUUUUGCUAUCCGUUUUUCCUUUUUUUUAUUUUUUUUAUUUUGGGGGCGGUGGGUUGGUGCAGCCCGAGUAGAGAUGGACAACAUUCUGAAAAAAAAUCAUAACUUUGGAAACUAUUUGCAGUAUAUUUUGUUUGGGUAGUUAAUGCACCUAUGAAUGCUAGAUCAUGGAGUAUUAACUGUGCUCAGUUAAUAUUUAUGUUUGCUAGUAAUCAUAUGACAUUGGUUAUAAGCAAUGUUCUUAUUUCUUGGCAUCGUCUGCCUCCAUUGUAGUUACUUUUUUGUUUAUAUGUUUGAUUCAGCUUGUUGAAGAUCUGUAA